Molecule: messenger RNA, 807 nt
Organism: Peronospora farinosa
Lineage: Eukaryota; Oomycota; Peronosporomycetes; Peronosporales; Peronosporaceae
Source: the annotation of a GenBank genome assembly
AUGUGUCGCCUUCUUCUCACUCGCUCGUUCGAUCGAAGCUUCUCCAGUAUUGCACCUCCCACUGCAAACAACUUCAGCUUCGGUGGUUGUGGAUUCUUGAUUUCGUAUCACUUGGGCGUGGCGCAGGGACUGCUGGAUGCUGGCUAUAUCCAGGCCAACUCUAAGUUCGCUGGAGCUUCUGGGGGUGCCAUCGUUGCCUUAAGUUUGGCCACUAACGCCAACAUAAGCGACAUUUUCGAUGAGGUAAAAGGCAUAACCCGGCUCUGUCACAAUCAUGGCACUGUCUGGAAGCUUGAGAAGCGACUGCGUACCAUCUUCCAUGCCAAAUUCGGUGAUCUACAGGUAGAGACGUUGGCACAAAGACUCACGAUUGCAACAGAGAAGAUGUGGCCUUGGAGAGCCUUGGUGCUAACCGAUGAUUUCCACUCGACGGAUGAUCUAUGUGAUGCACUCAUUGCAUCGUGCUAUGUGCCUUGGUACUUGUCUAGACGAGGAAUGUCUGUGUUUCGAGGAGAAUAUCAUGUGGACGGAGGCCUCAUUACUUUAGUGCCAAAAGUGCCGGGAUACACCAAGGUAUGUGCGUUCCCCGGGCACAUCUUUCGUCGCACAGACUAUGAGAUUAGCCCAUCGAUCGAUCCGGACUUCCCCUUUACAAUAAUGCAGUUGGCACGCUUUGCUUUGUUUCCGCCAAGGAUUGAGGUGCUGGAUCAACUUUUCGAAUCGGGGAAGAGAUCAGCGAGGGUUUGGGUGGAGAAGUCAGCAGCGCAAACGGGUGAAAAUGAUACGAUUAGAAGCACUAGAUCGUGA